This is a messenger RNA of Closterium sp. NIES-65, 1293 nucleotides long. Lineage: Eukaryota; Viridiplantae; Streptophyta; Zygnematophyceae; Desmidiales; Closteriaceae. The record is from the annotation of a GenBank genome assembly.
AUGGGGAUGGGGAUGGGGAUGGAGGAGGAGGGGGAGGGGGAGGGGGAGGAGGAGGGGGAGGAGGAGGGGGAGGAGGAGGGGGAGGAGGAGGGGGAGGAGGAGGAGGGGGAAAAGGAGGAUGGGGAGGAGGAGGAGGAGGAGGAGGAGGAGGAGGAGGAGGAGGAGGAGGAGGAGGAGGAGGAGGAGGAGGAGGAGGAGGAGGAGGAGGAGGAGGAGGAGGAGGAGGAGGAAGCGGAGGAGGAGGAGGAGGGGGGGAAUGGGGAGGAGGGGGAGGAGGGGAAGGGGAAGGGGGAGGGGGAGGAGGAAGGGGGGGAGGGAGCAGAAGGGGAAGCGACAAUGAUGGCGGCACACGCAGGGGAAGCAGCAGCAGCAGGAGCCGAGGAAGCCAAGGAAAGGGGGGAGACUCAGUUAAAGGUGGAGGCUGAGGCUACAGGACAAGCAGCAUUGCCAGAGCUUCCGUUCCAACCACAGCACGCAGGGGAAGCAGCAGCAGCAGGAGCCGAGGAAGCCAAGGAAAGGGGGGAGACGCAGUUAAAGGCGGAGGCUGAGGCUACAGUUCAAGUGGCGUUGCCAGAGCGGCCUUUCGAACCACAGCACGCAGCGCAAGGGGCAGCAGCAGCAGCAGCAGCAGCAGGAGGAGCAGGAGGAGCCGAGGAAGCCAAGGAAAGGGAGGCGGCACAGUUGAAGGCGGAGGCUGAGGCUACAGAGGAAGUGCAUACGGCUGUAGCAGAGGGGGCGCGUUCACCUGCUGCUGCUACAGCUGUCGCAGAGGGAGUUACUGUGCUGGCAGCCCAUAGGGGUGCUAGUCUAUCUCUGACGAUCUUCUAUGGAGGGAUGGUCCACGUGUACCAGGACGUUCCUUCCGACAGGUCAGACCCAGGCAACUACCGGCUGAGACCUCUUUCCCUCUUUCCAUUGCCCAGGCAAUCAUGCUAUUGGCUGGAUCAAGCACCACCUCCUCCUCCUUCCCUCUCCCCCCAAACCUCCUCACCGCUCAACACUCCUCCAUCUCCACCCCUCGCAGCCCUCUCCCUUCUCCCUCCACUCUCACUCCCCCACACCCCUCCUCUCUCCCUUCACCCAGCCACCCUCACUCACCAGCCUCUGGCCCUUCCUCCUCCUCUGCCCAGUUCCUUUCAGCGCUGCUCUCUACUCCGCCCCUCUCCUCCCUCCCCUAUCCUUCUGCUCGUUCAGUCUCUUCUCUGUCUGCUGCUCCCUUUUCGUCGCCCUCUGCUGCUCCCUUCUCUUCUCCAUCUGCUCCUCCCCUCGCCUCCUUGUCGUCCCACCCAUUGA